Messenger RNA from Folsomia candida, 370 nucleotides. Its product is annotated as subtilisin Carlsberg-like. Bases 62 to 328 code for a protein of 88 amino acids. NCBI's taxonomy places the organism in Eukaryota, Metazoa, Arthropoda, Collembola, Entomobryomorpha, Isotomidae. Gene Ontology annotation, biological process: proteolysis. The transcript is spliced from 3 exons. The record is from RefSeq and is a predicted model, not a curated record. Gene Ontology annotation, molecular function: serine-type endopeptidase activity.
CCCGAGGACCCAACGCACGAGGAGAACUCAAACCAGAAGUCUCCGCACCAGGAAACAACUCAUGUCGUGCGGAACUGGAGCCAACAAUUACGUCACCAUGUCCGGAACUUCAAUGGCCACCCCCCACACCGCUGGAGCCAUCGCUCUUCUCAUGUCUGCCAACCCAAGCUGGGGAUACGACGAGAUCUUCACUGCCCUCACUACCACGCCAGCCCACCCCACCUUGUCCAAUGCUGACAGGAAUUGUGGACUUCCGGAAGGUGGAGAUUUCCCAAAUCAUGCCUUCGGUUACGGACGUAUCGAUGUUGCUGCUGCUCUUGGACUUUAAAUUGAGUGAUCAACACAACUUGUUUUAGUCAAACCAAAUUAU